Akanthomyces muscarius is the source of this 390-nucleotide messenger RNA. RefSeq lists its product as uncharacterized. The record is from RefSeq and is a predicted model, not a curated record. The coding region runs from base 1 to 390 and encodes 129 amino acids. NCBI's taxonomy places the organism in Eukaryota, Fungi, Ascomycota, Sordariomycetes, Hypocreales, Cordycipitaceae. The transcript is spliced from 5 exons.
AUGACGCUGCGCCGGGUCGACACCCUCUCACAGGAAAUCUUGGCCUUCGGAUUGACGAGAUCCUUUAAAGACGGCCCCUCCCUCCUCCUCCUUCUCGACUCUCCCUCCAACCCCCUUGGCAAUCAUUCUAGCUUCACCCACCUCGCCGUUGUCCCCUCAUUCUUCAAUUUCUCUUUUUCGUCCUUCUCUUCCUUUUCCAAGGUCCACGGCAAAUAUUGCAUGCCGAGCACCCUCCUCUGCAUUCUUCAUCGUCUCCACUGUCGCGGUCGACUUCAAUCCUGUGCCAACGCUCUGGGAGACGUUAACUCGUUGGUCCCACACGCUGUGCAAUUGUCUCAUCUUGAUUGUCUCGUCCCUUCUGCACCACAACUGAGCCCUCGAGUCCUUUAA